Mya arenaria is the source of this 2591-nucleotide messenger RNA. Its product is annotated as cartilage matrix protein-like. Lineage: Eukaryota; Metazoa; Mollusca; Bivalvia; Myida; Myidae. The record is from RefSeq and is a predicted model, not a curated record. The transcript is spliced from 5 exons. The coding region runs from base 120 to 2018 and encodes 632 amino acids.
AUCUAUCAAUAUAAAUACACUUGGAGGGAUCGGGUAUAUAAAGCAGUGAGUUUCGGCAUGUUUUUGAAAUCAUUGUUUGUAUUUUAACAUUGAAUUAUCAUUCAAAAGAAGACAAGAAAAUGGAUGCUAAACACAUACUGAUAUUGACGGUUUCUGUCAUCCUGUGGACAAAAUCAUGCGCAUAUCCAUCAUGGGAAUGUUCGAACAAGCCAGCCGACAUUGUUUUUAUUUUGGAUUCGUCCUACAGCAUUUGGUUAAGUGACUUCAAGAAACAGACGUCAUUUGUUCGCGACGUCGUAAAGCAGUUUGAUAUCGGACCAGGGCCAUCCCAAACGAGAGUCGGUGUCCUCACAUUCGGCCAUGAUGUAUGGAAACAGUUUGACCUUAACGAGAAGAUGGAAACAACGGCAUUACAAGAGGCGGUCGAGGGAAUCCAGCAUGGGCACGGCAAAUGGACUAACACAGGCGCAGCAAUCAACUACGCUUUGGACAGUAUGAUUACGCCAGCUGCAGGCAGCAGACCGGGGGUCUCAAAAGUGAUAAUUGUUAUCACCGACGGACGGUCGCAGAAGUGGCAAAAAACACAAGCUGCCGCUAAGAGAGGACAUGACCAAAAUAUGACCAUUUUUGCGAUAGGAGUGGGCCGCAAUCUAGAUCUCAAUGAACUCAGCAACAUUGCCAGCAAUCCGGACGAUGAAUUCCUAUUUAUGGUCGACGAUUUCUCAGCCCUUCAAACAAUAACCAAUCGACUGGCAAGGACGGCUUGUAAAAUAUCGACUCCAGCGCCGUUCAUCACAACGACAAAUGCACCAUCCGAUCAAUCAGAUUGUGGCGGAAAGCCGGCUGACGUUUUUUUCUUGAUAGACUCUUCAGGAAGUAUUACCAGGAAAGAUUUCAACAAAGAAAUCUCGUUUGUUCAGAGCGUUGUGAAGCUGUUUGAUGUCGCAAUGGACAAAACUCGUAUUGGUUUAAUAAGUUUCAGUCACGAUGCAAACAUAGUUCUUCCCCUUGACAGUCUUAUGUCAAAAGAAGAGGUUUUGAACAAGUUGUCCAACAUUCCUCAUGUCGGAGGCGGGACCAAUACAGCGGAAGCGUUAAAACUUGCAAGACAACAAGGCUUCUCCGCGGACGUUGUUCGUCCGAAUGUGCCGAAACUUAUCAUUGUGUUAACGGACGGCCUAUCAAGAGACGAAAUACAAACGGCAAGAGAGGCCAGGUUGGCACAGGCAAUGGGCAUCAAGGCGUUCGCCAUUGGGAUUGGACGAGCCGUAGACAUGGUCGAGAUUCGAAAUAUUGCAAGUAACCCGGAUCAACAAUACGUUUUCCAGGUGGAAGAUUUCAGUUCUCUUGAAACUAUAAAGGACGUACUGGCCGACAAGGCUUGUGGCGUAAAGCCCGACGAGGCUAGGAAACCAGAUCCUCGUGCAGUUUGUUUGGUAAAGAAAAACACGGAUAUGAUGUUUAUCUAUGACUCAACAUCUAUGGGCGUCCGAACCUCCAAUGCGAUAUCACAGUUUCUCUCCAAAGUUGUGUCAGGGCUGGACCUGCGAUCAGGCAACCUUCGCAUUGGCCGAGUAACUGACGACUGUCCCACGGCCGGAAACAUACCGCUGAGUAGCAAACUCACACCUGUAGACUUUUCCGAGUUCCAAUUGUCGUCAUAUUCCCACAUGCUCCAAAAGCUUCGACGAUCUGGCUUUACCAUAGAAUAUGGGGGUCGACAGGGAGCGACCAAACUUGCAGUGCUGUUUAUCGAUGGGAAUAUGAACGGCUUAGAUUACAAUAUCAUCAACGAAGCGAAACUGCUGAAGGCUAAAAAUAAUAAUGUGUUCGUCGUAACAAUAGGAAAUGGGGACAUUAUCUCGAAAAUAGGGUCAGAGUUUGGACAAGGGUACCACAUGCACGUUAAUGAUUAUCGGUCGCUUGAAAAUGCAGGCUCAGAAUUCUUAUCACAAAUUUGUGAUUUCUUUACAUUUGAUUCACUGGACUACAACAUAGACUAUGUAAUUCCUGUUUAAAUGAUAUCUAAACAUCAAGUGACGCUUAUUUUUCAAUUGUGUAUGUACAUGUAAUUCCUCAUUUUUACAAAAAAAAUACUAAUUCUAAGGAAACGACAGCGAACUCGGAAACACAUUGGUUUAAUUUGAAAUACAUGAAUAAUAUCUGACUUCGAGUUGAUGGUUCAAACUCAGACAAGAAGAUGGACUCAGUCACGUACACCACCAACCCAAAUAGAGCGCACAAAGUUCAUGACUCUGAUUGGCCUAUUUGAACAACAAAUAAGCUAUACAUAAUAAGCCUUUUUUAAGAAUCUCUCUUCCAGAAUGUACCUGGUAAUAUGUCUCGUGCAAUACAUUUGUAAGUUGUAAUGGUUAUGAUUGUGUUGUUGUUAAUGAUAUUUAAGACAAUCCUAAAAAUUGCUAAAGAAGUGUUUACGUGCAAUAUUGUUUACUUACAAAUAUACAUGUUUUCUUACUGUAGAUUUGAUGUUUAUACAUUUAAUCAUGUUUUGUUAAAUAUUAUGAAAAUGCGUUGUUCAUUUACCAAACAACAAGGUUUGUACUUUUAUACAAAAUAUAAUAAAAACAAUA